Paramuricea clavata is the source of this 669-nucleotide messenger RNA. The record is from the annotation of a GenBank genome assembly. Lineage: Eukaryota; Metazoa; Cnidaria; Anthozoa; Malacalcyonacea; Plexauridae.
AUGUCGAAACGAAACUGCAAGGAGGAUUUCGCAAAGUUCAAAGAAAGAAUCUCUAAAAAGAGAAGAAAAGAAGACACAACUUCCAAAUCGGAUAUGGACUAUAUUACAGUUCUAAGACUCUCCUCGCAUGUCGAAGGAAGGUAUCAAAAAUAUGCAAGGAUUGGGCCUUUAGCAAACGUUCCUCUCGGUCGAGAACCCACAAUCCAGAAUAUUAAAGAGGCUUGCAAGCGCUACUUCAACGUGGAAGAUGGAUCUCACUGUGAUAUACUAGCUGGGGAGAGAGGACCAUCUUGGACAGAAACGAGUCAGAUAAAUAACUGGAAGGUAAUCCAUAUCCGUUUCAUUGAGGGGGGUGAUGAGUGCCAAUUGCGUGAUGAAAAGCCGGUAGAGAUCAGUUCCAGUCAACGGUGGAAAUCACAUGGGACCCCAAAGAAAACAACCCCUUCAAUGUCCACCAAAGUUGCAGCCUCUGUACCUUUGAGUGCUAUGCUUAAACUUGGCAAAAUAAUUCAACCUACUGAGGAAAUAGUUACAGUGCAGCUUGAAGAAUUCAAGAUAAAUGAAAAAGCAUGGGCUCAGCCGUUUGAAGCUACACUUUCUCUUUCCAAAGAAAAAUUUACAAGUGGCGGCGUCAGAAAUGCAUACAUUGCCACCCCCUGUCAGGCCUGA